CGUACUGCCUGUACUGAGUGAUAAAACUUCGUUUAGUUGCGUUUGUACACUACGAGUUCAACUCAAUUUACAAUUAUUAAUUUGGGUGGGUGAUUUUUCGUGUUGUGAAUUCAGUACAUAUUUCAAGACAUCGCACGAUGGACAUAAUUAAUUGCUCGUUCGUUUUAGAAAUUCGCUAGAACAACAUAGUCCUAUCUUCUGUCAUGACCUUUGAAGAUCCUUUUUUCGUCGUUAAAGAAGAUGUUUUAAAAGCUUUAAAUAAAACGGUAAAUUUAUAUCGUCGGUGGAACGACAUACAAGCUGAGCCCAUCACUGUAAAUUUACUACGAGAAGAAAUCGAAUGGAUUACGACAGAAUUACGUAACAGUUUGAGAAGUAUUGAAUGGGAUUUGGAAGAUUUGGAGGAUACUAUCAGUAUCGUGGAGAAGAACCCGACCAAGUUCAAAAUCGAUGCUAAUGAAUUGAACCUUAGGAGGAAGUUCAUUCAAGAUACCCGAGCUGAAGUUAAGUGUAUGCGAGAAAAGCUGAGCUAUUCGAAAGCAGUAGAUAAAGAUAAAACUUCCAGACAACCAUUAAUUGAAAAUCUAACAGCGGUCAAAAUGGGUGGCGGAGGAGCACACAGUAGCACAAAGUACUCCAAACUAGAGAAUCAAAUCGAUAGCCCGGAACAUACGCAAUUUUCCAAGACUCAAACCUCGAUGCAAAAUAACAUGGUACACGAACAGGACGAUCAAUUAGAAUUAAUAGCCGAUUCGAUAGGUACACUGAAAAACAUGUCGCAUCGAAUCGGUAUCGAAUUAGAUGAACAAGACGAGAUGCUUAACGAGUUACACAGCGAAAUCGAACACACCGAUUCACGAAUCGAUUCAACGAUGAAAAAGAUAGCCAAAGUUUUGCAUCUAUCGAACGAUCGAAGCCAGUGGGUCGCCAUUUGUAUAUUGACCGGAUUACUGAUUUUGAUACUGUUCCUAUUUAUAAUGCUUUAAUAUCACAUCGUUGUCUAUACUGUCUACCCUUCAUAUUUAUGGUUUUAAGAUGAAUAUCGUAGUUGGUGUUUCGAUGAUGCCUUUUAUAUUAAAGAACCACAUCAGCAUCGAUCUCAGCAGAAUUUCUAGCCCCGUAAAUACACAUAUUUACCAAAGUUGUAUUUUUUUUAUUAAUAUAAACACGUACAAAUAGUUUUUUAUUAUUAAUAGUUUGUUAGUUGCCGAAGCUGAUACGUUGGCAACUGGUUAUAUACGCUUGUUUUUAUCAAUUUUAUGUUGUACUUUCCUCCUUAUUUCUUUUUAUUUGUCGUUUAUUUUUUGUUGGCCAUUUUCAUUUUACGUGAUUGUAGUGAUUUUUUAUUUAUUUUGUAAUUCAUCCUAUUUUUAAACGGUUGUAUAUAAAUUAUUUUAUAUUUUAUAGAACGUUGUGAGCUUGAUUCGGUAUUAUUGUAUUCAUCUUUUGUAUAAGGUUGUAAAUAACAGCAUACUUUACGUAGUAUAUUUAUGAUGGAACUAGUCGCUCGAUAUUUUAAUCCGAAGUACAUAAGUAUAAUAAUUUUUUUAAAAUUAUAUUUGUGUGAAAAUCAAACGAAAAAACAAAUGGUAAAAUAUCUUUACGAAUGAAAAAAUAUUAUUUUCGAUGAUGAAACUUC
Molecule: messenger RNA, 1639 nt
Organism: Planococcus citri (citrus mealybug)
Lineage: Eukaryota; Metazoa; Arthropoda; Insecta; Hemiptera; Pseudococcidae
Product: syntaxin-6-like
Exons: 7
Coding region: 204-986 (260 amino acids)
Biological process (GO): retrograde transport, endosome to Golgi; vesicle fusion; intracellular protein transport
Cellular component (GO): SNARE complex; endomembrane system; synaptic vesicle membrane
Molecular function (GO): SNARE binding; SNAP receptor activity
Source: RefSeq, a predicted model, not a curated record